CGUCGCCGAAAAUCAACUCCAACAAACCCAUCACGGCCAAAUACACGGGUGCACAGUAUAACGGCUGCAGGUUUUGCCGCCUGACCAUGUCAUUAUACGACCCAAUACAGGAAUUGCAGCAAACAUGACUGAAGCACCCGUCAACGCCACGUCGGACAGCCUGGACCUCGGGGAGGCCAGGACAGCGCUCACGUCGUCGUCGACAGCGGCCAGGAUUGCCCAGUUGCGGGCCAUUGACGAGAAGUUCUCCCAGAAAGCUCUCGAUCAAUCGUCCAUCCGCGGCCUGCUCAAAAUCCUGUUCUGGACCCAUGCCUACUACACUGACCGGCCCUCUCGACUAGCAGUGCAGCGAUGCCUAGUCUCGAUUUUCCGGAUGGGGGAUGCCGAAGUUCUCGCCCCCUUUGUUGUAGCAAUCCGUCAGGAAACCCAGAAGCAAGGCAUCGCAUCCGAUAGCGCGUUUGUUCUGGUGGAAUGGUGCAGUCUGCUGAUGCAGAACCUAUCGGGGACGCCCCUGUGGGAAAAGUUCGGGAAAGACACUGUGCUGGCGACCGCCGAUUGCCUGGAGAAGUGCCUGGGGCCUACGUCGAGGGCUACUGUCGGCAGUUCGGCCUUGGUGAUUACUCGUCGAGGGCUCAGAAAACUUGCUUCUACAGAUCCAAAGGCGCUCGGUACGGCUGUUGAGGUUCUCGCCGCUAAGGGAGCCCAACCCGCCGCUAAAAAUGCUGUGCUUCUCGGCGCGAUAGCAGGUGUUUGCUCUCGGAAGGCGGAGGCCAAACCCAUCGUCGAAGGCCUGAAGGGCCAGUACACUACGUUUUACGCACGCGAAAUCGUCGGCUCUCGGACACCAGUCCCGGCACAUCUCGCUGGCGGACUUCAUGAUUUCUUCGUUGCGUUUAUGACUCUGGAGGAUUUGGACAAGGAGGUUUUCCCAGCCCUGGAAAAGGGUCUGCUGCGAGCCCCUGAAGUCGUGCUGAAUGACCUCAUCACACCACUUAUCCGCUCUAUACGUCAAUUCGACCUUUCUAAAGCGCUAAGCGUGCGAUUCGUCAAGCCUUUGCUAUCCAAUAUCAAGUCGUCCAACCCUGUUAUUCGGAGCGGUGCCGUGAAAGCAUUCAGCGAGAUUGCUUCAACCUGCCGAGACUCCUCGAUUUUGGACCAGGUUGCAGACGAGCUGCUCGGGCCCCUCAAAUCUGGCAAACUCGCAUCUGCUGACCACAGGGUCCUUCAUUGUGAGAUGCUGAUGGCUCUUCCCCCCUUUACGGCGAUAGCCAACAAGGUUGUUGCCGGCCUUCCAGCCAUUGUAGGCAAGGAAGCAAAUGAGGCGGCCUUGAGCGCCGAGUCCCUCGUCCUGAGUUCGAAAGCGACACCCCUUCUCUCCAUGGGAAACGCCCCAAAGCCCCUGUUAGAUGUCUAUGCCAAGGGGCUAGGCGACAAGAAGAUCCCGGUGCGGCGAACCUGGAUACUUCGCGUAGGCGAACUUCUGCAUUCUCUUGGGGAGGAUUCAGAAGAAAGCUUACCUUUACCUACGGGCUUCAGUGCUCUCGCAGAGGCUGUUCUUCCGCCUCUUCUAUCCACCUUCAAUGAGGUAGUUGCCAAUCCAGUUGCAGCUGCGCAAAAUGGACUGGUGACGGGUGCUUUGGUCGUCUGUGGUCUCGGGCCGCUUCUCCUCCGGCUUGAGGGCGAAUCCCUUCAAGCAUUGUUGAAGAAGGCGUCUAUACAAAAAAACAGCUUGGCGGUAACGCCGAAACCAUCUUUCUUACUCAAUCCGCGGAUAUACAGCAAAUUUCUUGAAGAUGACCUCAAGUGGCUCUGCCGUGCUUUAACCGCAGUUGCUCCCGCUCUCAGCUCAAGCGAGAGUGCCGCAAAGGUUGCUUGGACACAUGCUUAUAUCUACUUGAUCUGCUCUUCUACGACGCCGCCAUCUGUGAGACGACAAGCGCUCGAGUCACUAUCCGACCUCUGUGUUCAAUCUAGGGGCUCUGAAGGGCACUCAGUUGCUGCCGAGAUUAUCAACGGCCUGUGGCACUGGAUGGAAGCCCUAGAGUCUGCCGACAAGGAGAGCGCUGCCGCGGUGGCCAAAUCAGGCAACUCGAACCUGCAUUUGGUGCUCAAGUCAAUUUCUCUUAGUCAUAGAGACUACAAGGAAAAGACGGGUAUUGAGGUAGAGGUAGACCAGACCCGGAUGGAACUCCAGAUGUGCUCUCUCCUUGUUCUUGCCAAACCUCAACUUAUCCCUGCAGCGAGCUGGAUUGAUCUCUGCUUAAAGGCUGAGCUAGACCCAGGUGAGCUAGCAAGAAAACACGAACAGGUCCUAAUUGACGAAAUAAUCGGUCGCACCGGGUUUGCGCAAAAGUCUGAUGCUGCCAAAGCUGCCGCUUAUAGCGCCGCCGCAGAACUGGCGUUUGUCGCCCCUGAGUCCAUGACCCCCCGCAUCGUUGCGCUCAUCCAGCAGGAUCUCGAUACUGCCGCAGUGCAGUCCGUGGGACCGCUUGAGGCGGCUAUAUUCCGUACACCGGAAGGGACCGCAUUCGUGGAUGUCCUGGCGAAGAAGCAGAAUGUGGUUCCUAACAAGAAUUCCAAGGAUUACGACACCCUAAAAUGGGAGGAAGAACUCAGGGCACAGCUGGCAGAGAAGAAGGGCACACAAAAGAAGCUCACGGCCGAUGAGACGGCCAAGGUCAACGCGCAACUCAAAAAGGAGGCCGAGAUUCGAGGGAAUGUCCAGCAAAUUGUGGCCAAGCUGCUACGAGGGUUCGGAAUCGUCAAAGCUCUCGCAACCGGGCCACCAACCGAUGCCAGCCGCUGGAUGGGCCCUGCAGUCGAUGCAAUCCUGGCUGUCAUCGAUGCCGGUGCCUGCCUGAUCACAGGAGAGAGCGGACCGAUGGCGUUCAUCUCAUGCGCUGACCAAGUCGCCUCACGGCUGGGGUCGAUUAGACCCUUCAUCGGGGCCGCCACACUCCGCGCUCACGACGUGUCUGCGCUGCCGGAACACCUAACUCAGGAGCCAUUUGACGAUCUCGUCACUCGAGUGCUCUACCGCCUGCGCUUUGCCAGCGAACAGCGCCCGUUUGACAGUGUCUCGAUCAUCUACUUCCUGUCCCUGAUCUUGUUGUUGCUUGAGAAGGGCGGCUUCGCUGCCAAUGCGGACGAGCGGGAUGCCCAGCUUGUUCUUGCCAUUGAGUUUCUCUCAUUCCAUUCAGGUGCCCUGUCUGACGAGAAAAUACCCCGCGCAAAGGUUCUCUCCGCCCUUAUCUCAUCCAUGCAGAAGUAUGGCCAGCACUACAAGAUCAUCAAGGACUGCUUCGCCGACACAGUGCGCUGUGUUGCUCCAAACAUCACUCCGGAAGAAGUCGGAGUUCUAGCUCGUGGUACCAUUGUUCCGCAGGCCAGCGUACGAUCUGCGGUAUUGCAGGCAAUCAGUGCGGAAGUGGAUAUGAGCGAUGUUGGUGUCUCGGAGGAGAUCUGGCUCGCAUGUCACGACGACGAGGAAGAAAACAUGGAUCUCGGCCGCGAAAUCUGGGAGGAGAGCGAGUUCCAGAUUUCUGAGGAGCUCGCGCACAAGAUGCUGCCCUACCUUGAGAGCAAAGACGCCCAGCUACGUCGUGCUGCGGCGAAGUCACUUGCCGAGAUUGCGAGCCACCAUAAACCCGUCAUUGAGUCAGUCCUUGAGAAGCUCCGGGCGUCGUACAUCGAAUUGGCCAAGCCACGAGUUCAGCAAUUAGAUGAGUUUGGGAUGCCCAAGAAGAUGGACCUCUCCGACCCCUGGGAGGCUCGACACGGAAUCGCGCUCGCCUUCAGAAAUUUGGCACCGCAUCUGCAAAAUUCUCAGCUUGACCCUUUCUUCAACUUCCUAAUAGAACAAGGACCCCUGGGCGAUCAAAGCGCUGCUGUACGUGCCGAGAUGCUCGAGGCAGCAAACACAGCGAUCGAGGUCCAUGGCAAAGUUAUUCUCGACAGGUUGAUGAAGACGUUCGAGAAGACAUUGGAGACGCCUGACAAGAACUCGGAAGCGGCCGAUCGCGUCAAUGAGGCCGUCAUCAUCAUGUAUGGCGCCCUAGCGCGGCACUUGAAGCCGGGGGACAAGAAGAUCCCGGUUGUCAUUGAGCGAUUGCUCGCGACUCUGAGCACCCCGUCCGAAACGGUCCAGUACGCCAUUGCCGAGUGCCUUCCCCCUCUUGUUCGUACAUGCGGAGACAAGUCACCGAAAUACUUUGACCAGAUGCUAGAGAUACUCAUGACGUCUAAGAAAUACCCGGAGCAGCGCGGAGCGGCAUACGGCCUGGCUGGUCUUGUGCUUGGUAGAGGCAUCAGUGUCCUGAGGGAAUAUCGCAUAAUGGUCACGCUGAACGGCGCUGUAGAGAACAAAAAGGAGGUCCGCCAGCGCGAAUCCGCCAUGCUUGCCUAUGAGCUCCUAUCCACAAUCCUUGGCCGGCUUUUUGAGCCGUACGUUAUUCAGAUCGUGCCUCAGCUGCUGGCGGGGUUUGGUGACGGCAAUGCCGAUGUGCGUGAUGCUGCUUUGGCAGCUGCGAAGGCGUGUUUCGCCAAGUUGAGCUCCUUUGGCGUCAAGCAGAUUCUACCAACACUGCUCAAUGGGCUUGACGACGAUCAAUGGCGCAGCAAGAAGGGCGCAUGCGACCUGCUCGGUGCCAUGGCGUACCUUGACCCCCAGCAGCUCGCGCAGAGCUUGCCGGAAAUCAUCCCACCGUUGACGGCAGUGCUGAACGACAGUCACAAGGAGGUGCGGCUCGCUGCCAAUAAGAGUUUGAAGAGGUUCGGCGAGGUCAUCAACAAUCCCGAAAUUCACAACCUUGUCGACAUCCUCCUCAAAGCGCUCAGUGACCCGACAAAGUACACGGACGAUGCCUUGGACUCGCUCAUCAAGGUCCAGUUCGUACAUUAUCUCGACGCCCCGUCACUGGCCCUGGUUAGCCGCAUCCUGCAGCGCGGUUUGGGCGACCGUUCGAAUACGAAGCGCAAGGCGGCCCAAGUCAUCGGCAGUCUAGCGCAUCUAACGGAGCGCAAGGACCUUGUUGCUCAUUUGCCAGUCCUCGUGGCAGGCCUCAAGGUGGCCGUGGUCGACCCUGUUCCAACCACCCGGGCCACAGCCUCCCGCGCUCUUGGAUCCCUCGUCGAGAAGUUGGGCGAGGACGCUCUGCCGGAUCUCAUCCCAGGCCUCAUGCAAACACUCAAAUCCGACACUGGCGCUGGCGACAGGCUUGGCUCGGCCCAGGCGCUCAGCGAGGUUCUUGCUGGGCUUGGUACUUCAAGGCUGGAGGAGACACUCCCGACUAUUCUACAGAAUGUCGAGUCGGCCAAGCCGGCUGUGCGCGAAGGAUUCAUGUCGCUUUUCAUAUUCUUGCCCGUAUGCUUCGGCAACAGCUUCGCCAACUACCUUGGCAAGAUCAUUCCACCUAUCCUGUCGGGUCUCGCCGAUGACGUCGAGUCCAUUCGGGAAACGGCGCUGCGUGCUGGUCGAUUGCUGGUCAAGAACUUUGCCGUUCGUGCAGUUGACUUGCUCCUCCCUGAGCUCGAACGCGGCCUUGCCGAUGACAGCUACCGGAUCCGUCUUAGCUCAGUCGAGCUUGUUGGCGACUUGCUCUUCAACCUGGCCGGCAUCAAGGCCAAUGCAGAGCCCGGCGAGGAAGAAGACCAGGAGGCGACAAAGGAAGCCGGGGCAUCUCUCCGCGAGAUCCUUGGAGAGGAGAAGCGCAACAAGAUUCUUUCCGCGCUCUACAUCUGCCGCUGCGACACCGCCGGCGCGGUGCGUGCUGCUGCUAUCGGUGUAUGGAAGGCGUUGGUCCAUAGCCCGCGCACCCUCAAGGAGCUUGUGCCCACGCUCACUCAACUCAUCAUUCGACGGCUCGGUAGCUCCAACAUGGAGCACAAGGUCAUUGCCAGUAAUGCCCUGGGCGAGCUCAUUAGGAAGGCGGGUGAUGGCGUCUUGGCAACACUACUUCCUACCCUCGAGGAAGGCCUACAGACAUCGCGGGACGUGGACGCCAAGCAAGGUAUCUGCUUGGCGCUCAAGGAGCUCAUAUCAUCUGCCUCCCAAGAGGCGCUCGAAGACCACGAGAAGACGCUCAUUUCAGUCGUACGCACCGCCCUCACCGACUCGGACGCAGAUGUCCGCGAAGCGGCUGCCGAGGCCUUCGAUUCGCUACAGCAGAUUCUCGGCAAGCGUGCUGUCGACCAGGUAUUGCCAUACCUCCUCAACCUCCUUCGCUCCGACGAGGAGGCCAACAACGCGCUCGCCGCGCUGCUCACCCUGCUUACCGAGUCCACUCGCUCCAAUAUCAUAUUGCCCAACCUCAUCCCUACGCUUAUCACGCCUCCCAUAUCAGCAUUCAAUGCCAAGGCGUUGGCUUCCCUGUCCAAGGUUGCCGGUGCUGCAAUGAACCGCCGCUUACCCAACAUCGUCAACUCGCUCAUGGACAACAUUGUUAACUGCACCGACGAGGCGCUUCGCGAGGACCUUGACAACUCCUUCGACACCGUCAUUCUGUCUAUCGAUGAAUACGAUGGCCUCAACGUAGUCAUGAACGUCCUUCUGCAGCUCCUCAAGCACGAAGACCACCGCAAACGAGCGGCAACAGGCCAGCACCUAGCCAAAUUCUUUUCUGCGGCCGAUGUGGACUACUCGAGGUACAACCAGGAUAUUAUCCGCGCUUUGCUAAUUUCGUUCGAUGACAGAGAUAUGUCUGUCGUCAAGGCAUCGUGGGGUGCUCUGAACGAGUUCACCAAGCGGCUCAAGAAGGAGGAAAUGGAGGCCCUCGUCCAGUCGACGCGGCAGACGCUCUUGCAGGUCGGCGUCGCAGGCCACAAUCUGGCCGGUUUCGAGCUUCCGAAGGGCAUUAACGCUAUCCUCCCCAUUUUCCUGCAAGGUCUGAUGAACGGCACGACGGAACAGAGAGUUACCUCUGCUUUGGCAAUCUCGGACAUUGUCGACCGGGCCAGCGAGAACUCCCUCAAGCCGUUCGUUACCCAAAUUACGGGCCCGCUCAUUCGUGUCGUCUCCGAACGGUCCACGGAGGUCAAAUCGGCAAUUCUUGUCACCCUCAACAAUCUCCUCGAGAAGAUGCCUACGGCGCUAAAGCCUUUCUUGCCUCAGCUGCAGCGCACAUUUGCGAAGUCGCUUGCGGAUACAUCUAGUGAUGUCCUUCGGAGCCGAGCUGCCCGGGCGCUGGGCACGCUCAUCAAAUAUACGCCACGAGUUGACCCCCUAAUUGCUGAGCUGGUCACCGGAUCCAAGACGACAGACGCGGGUGUCAAAACGGCAAUGCUCAAAGCCCUGUACGAAGUCAUCAGCAAGGCGGGCGCCAACAUGGGAGAGAGCUCCCGCACGGCUGUCUUGGGCUUGAUCGAUACGGAGACGGAUGAGCGCGACAAUGCGAUGACCAUCACCUACGCUAAGCUGUUCGGUGCUCUUGUUAAGAACGUCUCGGCGGAUGUUGCAGUUGGACUGCUGAAGAACCGAGUCAUGACGAGGGAUUGCAGCCAUUCCAGCGUCUUGGCGCUGAACGCAGUGCUCUUAGAGAGCCCAGGGACGCUUCUAGACUCACACCUUGCGGACGACCUGCCCGAGCUGCUCUGCCAAGGCAUGGAGAGCAAAGACACUUUCAUCGCCGACAACUUCAUCAUGGCGACGGGUAAAUACCUCCUGAGCGACGCACCCAAGGCGUUCGAAGCCACCAAGCCCAUCUUCGCCACCCUCUCCAAGGUUAUUCCCCCAGGUGGGCCGACCGACACGCGGCGUCUUGCGCUCGUCCUGGUGCGCACCUUGGCCCGCACGCAUCCGGAGCUCGCGCGGCCGCACCUGGGCCUGCUGGCGCCGCCUGUCUUUGCGUCGGUGAGGGACAUGGUGAUCCCUGUCAAGCUGGCAGCCGAGGCGGCAUUUGUGCAACUCUUUGCGGUGGCGGACGAGGAGAGCAAGGUCUUUGACAAGUGGAUCGCCGGCGCUUCUGAGCUGCCGCCCAACGUCAAGCGCAGCAUGCAGGACUACUUUAAGCGCGUGGCCCUGAGGCUGGGAGCACAGGCGCGCGAGCGCAGAGAGGCAGAGGGUGGUGCGGGCGGGCUGGGAUUAUCGAAUGAUGAGGUGGAGGAUGAGAAGGAGCUUAUGGCUGUUGGACAGGUUGAUGUGGGGGCGGAUAUCUUUGCUGCUGACUGAGUACCUGUAGAUUUGUGGGUGCUGGAAGAUUAUGAAAGGGGAGAAAGGAAGUAGAGAAUCGAUGGUCAAAUUUACGAUACGGAUUUGUAAACCUUGCGUGAUGGGAUCCGAUGACUCGUGAAGUGAGGGAUGGUAUGUAUGCUACACAAGUUCGCCUCAGACAGCAGAGCGCAUCUCCUUCUUGGAGCCAGUCACUGGUUUUGGGAAUUCCAUACGCCCCCUACCCUAAGCAUGCUUGAUUAGAGGAAUUUCGCAAAGCUCAACUCUGUCAUGGUGCGGUAUAUCCAAUUCUCGUGGUGUUGAGCCGAAGCGUAUCCUCUCAUGGCAAUUGGAGCCCGAGUCAACG
Messenger RNA from Canariomyces notabilis, 8510 nucleotides. RefSeq names its product ARM repeat-containing protein. The record is from RefSeq and is a predicted model, not a curated record. Gene Ontology annotation, biological process: cellular response to amino acid starvation; regulation of translation. Gene Ontology annotation, molecular function: protein kinase regulator activity. Lineage: Eukaryota; Fungi; Ascomycota; Sordariomycetes; Sordariales; Chaetomiaceae. The coding region runs from base 125 to 8164 and encodes 2679 amino acids. Gene Ontology annotation, cellular component: cytosol. The transcript has 4 exons.